Molecule: messenger RNA, 5097 nt
Organism: Aspergillus mulundensis
Lineage: Eukaryota; Fungi; Ascomycota; Eurotiomycetes; Eurotiales; Aspergillaceae
Product: putative tubulin-specific chaperone D
Exons: 11
Coding region: 1-5097 (1698 amino acids)
Biological process (GO): post-chaperonin tubulin folding pathway; tubulin complex assembly; microtubule cytoskeleton organization
Molecular function (GO): beta-tubulin binding; RNA binding; GTPase activator activity
Source: RefSeq, a predicted model, not a curated record
AUGACCUCCCUGAGCAUCACCGGAGACUCCAUCCCCUCGCUCGAGGGAAAAGUCGCUCUAAUUUCUGGAGGCUCCUCCGGCAUCGGCCACGCCGCAGCCCUAAUUCUCCUCUCCAAGGGCGCAACCGUGCAUAUCUUGGACGUCAACCCUCCUCCUCCUCCGGAACCGGACAGGCUAAUCUUUCAUUCUUGCAACAUAACCUCCUGGUCCUCUCUCCUCUCCAUCUUCACAUCCAUUGGAGCAGUCGACUAUGUCUUCGCGAACGCUGGCGUCUCCGAAUCCACGAACUACUUCGCGGACACCUUCGACGCAACAGGUCAACUGGAAGAACCAACCUACGAUGUCCUCGAGGUCAAUCUGCGUGGCGUGCUCAACAUCGUCAAGCUAGCAUGGAGCUCCAUGAAGAAACAUGGCAGAAAGGGAAGUAUCGUGAUUACGUCCAGCGCAACGGCGUACGCGCCUGAGCAGAGCUUACCUGUUUAUGCGGCCGGGAAGAGUGCUCUGAUCGGCCUCAUCCGCUCCCUCCGCAGCGUAAUCACGCAAGACGGCAUCACAAUCAACGGCGUGGCCCCCGCGGCAACAAUCACUUCGCUGUUACCGUCGCACCUCGCGGCUCCUAUCAUGGCCGCUGGACUGCCAGUCUCCUCGGCUCACUUCGUAGGGCUCGCGCUGGUAUACUCUGCCACUGCGAUGCAGGAGCGAAAGGUGGAGGUUUACGGUAAAGAGGAAGAGAAGGUCCUUUACGGGGAGGAAAGAUGGAAUGGAAGGGUUAUUUUGACGCUUGGAGAUAGCUAUACCGAGCUUGAAGAGGCCAAGCCCAUCAUGGAUGCAGCCGAUGACCGAGAGGUCAAACUUCAGCGGGCCUCCGGCGACCUUGUCGAGGAAUUCCUGGUCAAAUUGCCUUCUUUGCUCUGGAAGCCACAGUCCACUAAAAAAAGCGUCCGAGUCCCGAGGAGAUGGACGUUGGCUUCGAAAACAGAACGCCUCGUCAACUUGCUAGAACCUUUCCAAGAAUGGCCGCAGUUGCUUGAUCCACACCUGCAAUCACUUUUGCCUCCUCUUGUUGAUGCUCUGCUGGCGUACUUGCUAAUGCAUCGUGAUCAAUAUGCUAGCAAGUCGGAGAACCAGCAGGCAAAGUCCUUGUACCCUCUACCAAGGGCCAUAUGUAGACUUCUCUAUACCUUUUGUAAGGUUCGAGGUGUCAAGGUCAUCAGUAGAUUCCUCAACAAUGAGCCAAAGUACCUCGACCCUCUACUGCGGGCCUUCAUUGAGUGGGAUGCCGCUGAGCCGAAUGGCUCUAACGGAGAUAUCCCCCUUCGUUUAGUUUGGGAAGAGCGCUAUGUGCUGCUAAUUUGGCUCUCGCAUCUGUUACUGGCUCCUUUUGAUCUGUCUUCAAUGUCGUCCAACGAUAUACCAGUGCCAUACCGGGGAAAUGAACUCAUCGACCGUCUACCGCCACAAACGCCAGCAGUAACCAAAUCCCUCCUCUCAGUCGCGUUGGCCUAUGUUAAUGUGGCAGGAAAGGAGCGUGAAGCCGCGACUAUGCUCCUUGCACGGCUAGCUCUGCGUGGGGAUAUGCAAGCUCUAGGCAUCCUGAGGAGCCUUACUGACUGGGCGUUUACUGUAUUGCAUCCUUCUGCGGGGACUGGGCCGUUAGUUGUUUACGCGUAUCUUGGAAUCUUGUCUUUCCUGGCACGUUUGACCGGAUCUGGCCAAGCCGAGGACUUCGCGCCACUGAUUAUUCCUGUGUUCCAGCAGACGAUCCGACUUGUUCAGGGUGGUACCGCAGUUUCUCAAGUGAUCCUGUCGUCCGCUCUGGCUCGGAAGACUAUGAUCAAGAUUAUUCGGUCUAUCACCGUCAUGGCGCUUUCCCUUAGCGAGAGAAGUAGCAGUCCACUAUCAGAUGACCAGGUUUCCUACAUCUUAGAGGAGGCAAUUGACAACUUCUUGACCGCUCUUGCAGAUAAGGAUACUCCUGUACGAUUCGCUGCGAGCAAAGCGCUCAGCAUCGUGACCUUAAGGUUGGACCCAGGCAUGGCAACCGAGGUCAUUGAAGCCGUUACUGGCUCCUUGGAGGAGAACAUCCUACACGAGACAAUGGAGGGUAAGAUAAUAACGCCGUCUGAGGCAAGGAAGCUUGGAACUAGCAUGUUGAAGCGGAAUUUAAGCGCUGUCGAUGCUCAGAGGUGGCAAGGCCAUAUUCUCACAUUAGGCCAUUUGCUAUUUCGACAUGCUCCUCCAACUCACCAACUGCCUAAUGUACUGCAGCCGCUUGUAUCUGGGCUAGACUUUGAACAAAGGUCUUCUACUGGAAGCUCGGUCGGGACUGGCGUUCGCGAUGCCGCAUGCUUCGGUAUAUGGGCUAUAUCACGGAAAUAUACAACCCAAGAAGUCCUCGCGAUAAAUCGACAGGAAAUCUAUUCAUCCACUGCGCAAAAUGACGUGAACAUUCUUCAAAUGCUUGCCAUCGAGCUUGUCUGUGCUGCCUGUGUCGACCCGUCUGGCAAUAUCCGAAGAGGUGCGUCUGCUGCGCUGCAAGAGCUCAUCGGUCGCCACCCCAAUACCAUUGUGGAGGGUAUACCCAUCGUACAGGUGGUGGACUACCACGCAGUGGCCCGUCGUUCACGCGCCAUGAUUGAUGUUGCAAAGGCCACUGUUGCUCUAAGUUCCCAAUACUGGAGUCCCCUUGUCGAGGCAUUGAUGCAGUGGAGGGGUAUCGGGUCGGCCGACGCUGAAUCCAGAAGACACGCAGCAAAGGCUCUUGGAGUUCUCAGAACUCAGGAAGCCAGCAAGUCUGUACUCAUUGUCCUUCAAAAGCUAUGGAACAAACUUCACAGCAUCCCUCGCAGUGAUGUGGAGACGCGACACGGAUGCAUGCUCGCCAUAUCCUCUGUUAUCGACGCCUUCACUGGCUUCAAUUCUUCCGAAAUUGGUCAAGCCGAAGAUGAUGUGCUCGGUGUCGCCAAGCAGAUAUCUAAGUUCUGGGAAAUCUUUGAUUCCCCUGUUGGACCCAACAAAGACGACUUGACUCUUCAGACCUCCCGUCCAGAACUCACUGCAGAAGCGUCAUCGUGCCUCAUAUCGUCACUUUCUCAAUCAUCGGCGCGUGUUCAAGAGCUUUUAGAUUCUGAACCUUCUCUGACCUUGCUCGAGAAAACUUGCAAGACUCUUAUGCUCUGCCUUUCAAGGAGUGAUGAUGUCUCCAUAGAGGCCUCGUCCAAUGCCAUUUCUCAGUUGUGGUCCCUUCUACCAUCCUCGAAACAGGAUGAAACCAUGCAGGCCUGGUUCUCACAUAUUCGUUCAACUCGGAACCUGCCGACCGGUCGUGGUCAAAUCUCCGUUCUUGGUUCAAUCUUCGGCAAACUCAGUCCAGCUGACGCUGCUCGUGAUUCAGUCAUUGAAGAGCUCAUCCGUUGUGCCGAAAAAGAGGAAUUGAUUGAGAAACGUGUAGCGGCCGUCAAGAGCUUCACUACUGGAGUGCUGCCGCACAUAGAUGUGACCGAGAAUAUUUCCAAAAGCCUUAUUGGUUUCCUGAACGAUUACACGACGGAUAGGCGCGGUGACAUCGGGUCUUUGGUUAGAUUGGAAGGCAUCCAAGCGGCAAAGGUCGUUCUUCAGCGUAAGGUCAGCGUUACGAAUCCGUCACACGUUCAGGACAUUGCCGGUUGUCUCUGCCGUCUUGCCGCAGAGAAGUUGGACAAGGUUCGUCUCGAAGCUUGGCUAUGUCUACAGAUUUCCUGGGAAAGUGCUAGUGAAUUCCCGCCGCUAUCAAGACGCUAUGAGCACUUUAGCCAAGUCUGUACGACCGAGUACUUCGUUCAGCUGCUGAAACUACAGGCAAUUGACUGGCUACGACUCCCAUUAUUCCAGGGCCUCGCUACCUCCGCUGUUGCCGGUGCCGAGGGCCUGAUACGUGCCACCCGUUCAGCCUUGAUACAAAGUAUCAACCGACAAUCGAUCGAGCAACAUCCAGAAGUUGCGACUGCUAUUAUCCACGACCUACUCCAGGUCUUGAACGAGAAACUCUCAGACGAUCGUUACGCGAUUCCGAUCCUGGAGACAACAGCGUUCUUGUUAGACGGCUAUGUCGCGUCCGUUCCUAGUUUCCAGAGUCCAACUUUGAGAAGAAUGUUCGUCCUUAUUCAGAAAUCCCAUUUCAAGAGCUCGAAUUUAGCCAGGCUUGAGGCCGCUAUCAGGGCGUAUGCACCACUCUCGAGGCUCCACCAGGUGCGAGGUGACGUAUUGAAGAAGCUUACCGGAAUGCUUCUGCAUCCUUUCCCAAGGGUCCGGGCCAUGGUGGCCGAAUACUUGUUCAUGGAAACAGAGCUUGCCUUAGUCAAGCGGGAGGACUGGACGAGCCAGCCGUCGAAGCUGAAGGGCAAGGUGGAGGAGGUCCGCAACCUCGAAGAACGCAUCAAACCCGACGAGCUGAAAGAAGCGCUCUCCGAAAUCUUCUCCGAGUACGGCACGAUCCUCGAGAUCAUAGCAAAGAAGAACCUGAAAGCAAAGGGCCAAGCAUUCAUCGUCUUCGACAACGUCGAGUCCGCGACCCGCGCCAUCGACGAAAUCAAUGGCUUCGAUCUCUUCGAUAAACCCAUGGUGCUCGACUACGCGAAGACGCGCAGCGAUGCGACGGUGCUCCGUGAGGGCGGCGACGACGAGCUAGAGGCUCAUAAGCGACGGAGGCUGGCGGAGAAGGAGCGACGACAAGCGCACGAAGCGCUCGAAGCGCAGAAGAAGCUGAAGCGCCCGCCCGUCGGCGCCCCCGAACCCGGCCGCCCCGUCAAGGCCGCAAAGGGCGCGGGUCUCAAGCCCACAUCUGGUGCUGCGACGGCCGUUAUCCCCGACGAGUACCUGCCGCCGAACAAGAUCUUGUUCCUGCGGGAGCUCCCCGAUACAGCGGACCAGGAGAGUCUCACGGCUGUGUUUGGGCGGUUCGAGGGGUUCCGCGAGGUGCGACUUGUGCCUGGGAGAAAGGGAAUUGCGUUCGUGGAGUACGAGAGCGAGUCUGGGGCUAUCAGUGCGAAAGAGGCUACGUCGGGGAUGUCCAUGGGGCCGGAGGGGAAGCCGAUUCGGGUUACGUACCAGAGGCAAUGA